AUGGCAUCUUUGCUUCCAAUACAGAACGGCCCCUCGCCGGGGAGGGAAAUCUGGCUGGACGGCCUUCGAGGAUUUGCUGCCGCCAUCGUCGCAUGGUUCCACUUCACCAACUUCGGCCUCAAGAUGCCCUACAGGUCCUUCUGGGACGAGCCUGCCGAACAGAACCGACAUCUGAUUCAGCUCGCGCCUUUCCGCAUCAUCUUUGCCGGCCAAGCCAUGGUCGACAUCUUCUUCGUCGUCUCGGGAUACUCCGUGUCGGUCGGCCUCAUCAGGCUUCGGAAUAGGGGAUCGACUGCCGACUUCUACCGGAAACUGACGUCUGCCGUCUUUCGGCGACUAUUCCGACUCUUCUUCCCGGUCCUGAUCAUCAGCAUCAUCUCUCAUACGCUGUACUAUCUCGGCUUCUACGCCUGGCUGUUCACGGCCGAGAAUGGCUUCCCCGGGUGCGUGCCCUACUCGAACCCCUGGCCACACGUCAAAUGGCUCCUUAGGGCCAUGUUCAACAUCGUGAAUCUUCAAAGCAACCAGAACAGGACGUUGAACGACCACCUUUGGACGAUCCCGGUUGAGAUGCGCGGAUCCAUGUUCGUCUACCUGGCCAUCGUAGCCUUCGCGUCGGUCAGGGCGAAUCUACGACCGUUCCUGACGGGGUUUCUGGGGCUCCGAUUCUUGUGGACAGGCUCGCCCGAAUUUGCCGCCUUCUUCGCCGGUCUCACGUUAGCCGAACUAGACGGCACUACGGAGUCGUUGACGUUGCCACACCUGGUGACAAUGGAGAAAGCGAUGGCGCAGACGACGGCCAAGCUUCAAAGGUUCCGAAAUCCAGCCAAAUGGGCUUUGUUUGCCAUGGGCGUCUACUUCCUGUGUCUGCCUGUCCAAGAACCCUUCCCAGCGGAUUGGUUCUUCCAGACGUACAUCAACCCGCCCUUCUGGACCGAGUGGGAGACUCGCAUGCGCUCAUGGCAGACCAUCGGUGCAGUGCUCUUCAUUGGGACUGCCCGAAAGACACCUAUACUCAAGAGACCAUUCGAGACUCGUUUCGCGCAGUUCCUAGGGGAGAUCUCCUUCUCACUGUAUCUUUUGCAUCAGACGAUAUAUCGCAUAGCGCUGAACAGGAUCCUGGAUUGGGUGUCAUGGGUCUUCCUGGGACAGGGGUACUGGGCUGCUGAGAAGGAGGAGAACAAUGCUGGCCAUGUCGUCUUCUUCGCCUGGACGGUCGCUACUCUGGUCAUAGGGAGCUUUCUAGCGGUCGCUUCGAAAUACAUGGCGAAGACAGUUGACAAGAGGUCUGUGGCUCUAGCACAUCGGGUAGAGAAGCUAUGCUCUCCAUAG
Anthostomella pinea is the source of this 1332-nucleotide messenger RNA. The record is from the annotation of a GenBank genome assembly. NCBI's taxonomy places the organism in Eukaryota, Fungi, Ascomycota, Sordariomycetes, Xylariales, Xylariaceae.